AUGGCGGCCGUAUUCAUGCGUGUCGGUGAACUGGCGUGUCAGAAAGACUCGUUCCUGCGGGAGUUGACCGCAACUGUUGUCUCGUGCGAGCCGGCCAAGAUGGCAGUGGCAGCGGCGAAGAAGGCGAGGGGCACCAGCAGCGACACAGUGGCGUACGACGUUAUUCUGAGCGACUCCGUCCUUUUUCCAGAAGGUGGUGGUCAGCCCUGCGACUACGGCACACUGCGAGUGGUGUCGGGCGAUGAUAACAAGGCCGAUCCCUCGUGUGAAGCCACCGCCGCGCCACCGCUCUCCAUUACGAACGUGCGCCGAGUCGGGGACACAUGCGUGCUCACCAGCCCCGCCCCCCUCCCCGUGGGGGCUACGGUGCACCAGAUGGUAGACUGGCCCCGUCGGAUGGACCACAUGCAACACCACACCGGCCAGCACCUGCUCACUGCCGUGGUAGAGCGCAAGGACACGCUGUCGUUGCCCACCGUGAGCUGGUCCCUAACGCACCCUUACUGCUUCAUCCAGGUGGACGUUGGCAGCUACGCAAGCGACCCGGCCUCGCCGUAUCACGCUUACAUCACCAAGGAGAAGAAAAUCGCGGACGAAAUGGUGACGAAGAUCGAGGCGCUCUGCAACGACGCGAUCUCACACAGCACUGCCGUGGAGUGCGACGUGUUCGAAAAUCGGGAGACGUAUAUGCGGGAGCAGGAUCGCCGCCAUCAGGCGGCUGCGGCCUCGGCAGACGGCGGCGAGGAAGCCUUUCGAAGCCGUGGCAUCCCAGAGGACGUGACUGGACCAAUUCGCAUCAUCUCGCUGGACGCCAUCGACAGCUGCACCUGCUGCGGCACACACCUGCACACACUGGCAGAGCUGCAGGCCAUGUACCUCCUCCACCAAGAGGUGAAAGGGACGCUAGUGAAGCUGUACUUUAUCACUGGCGAGCGGGCAGCGCAGCAGUUCCAUGCCAUGUAUCAGCGGGAGCGGCAUUUGAUGCCGGAGUUGGGUGGCAGCAGACCCAACGACUUUGUCUCCGUCGUGCAGCGCCGUUCCAAGGAUGCGACGGACCUUGAGAAGCUGAUGAAGCGGUGGACACUGGAGCUAGCGAGUGUAGAAGCGCAGCGCAUCGCCGCCACCGUGCCAUCGUCGCACGCCGCUGCCGUCACGGUACCCCUGCGUCGCGACGACGUAGAUCUCGAGUUCUUCAACGAGGUCCGCGCACGGCUCGAUGCAGUAGGGCUGCGCCGCGUCGUUCUCGUUUCCGCGUGGGCGGCAGAGCGGUGUACGGCAGGCACGCUCGCCAGCACGAAGGAUGUAGCGGGCCAGGUCUUCGUCUCCGGCGGGGAGACGCCUGUGGACAUGGAGAAGGCUGUCCAGCUGGUGAAGGAAACCCUAGAGGGGAUGAAAGGGGGCACCUCCAAGCUGGGUUUCCGUGGGAAGGGCAGUCUGAAGGAGUGGGACACCCUCGUGGCGCGUCUGAAGGAGUAG
Leishmania mexicana MHOM/GT/2001/U1103 is the source of this 1476-nucleotide messenger RNA. RefSeq lists its product as hypothetical. Gene Ontology annotation, biological process: regulation of translational fidelity. The record is from RefSeq and is a predicted model, not a curated record. The coding region runs from base 1 to 1476 and encodes 491 amino acids. The transcript has a single exon. Gene Ontology annotation, molecular function: nucleotide binding; Ser-tRNA(Ala) deacylase activity. NCBI's taxonomy places the organism in Eukaryota, Euglenozoa, Kinetoplastea, Trypanosomatida, Trypanosomatidae.